AUGGAAUCAAAUGGAACGCGCAAAGGGCCGCUGCCUGGAGAUCGCCAGGGCGCGUCUGGAGCUGGCGCUGGACGCGACAGCAUGCGAACCGCCAGCCGAGCGCGAGGUGCUGCACGACCACCCAGCAGAUCCUCGCAUCCAUCAUCCCCACCAGCUGGCUUGGUGUUGGCAGGGUCUUCGCGGGCUCAGCAAUCGGCACCCGCCACUGGUGGAGUACGCCGCAUGCGUUGGACAACCCAGAUGAACAGCAACGCAUUGCGGGCGUAUUUUAGGGCGAAAGGGGGAGAAACUGGAGGUUUUGCGUAUCGGGCAAGGAUGCAUCGACUUUUUGCUGAGCUGGAGCCAUCUGUAACCGUCACCGAGCAAAACCUGGCAGACCGAGUUCGGUAUAUCUUGCGCUCAAAUACAUUUGAUGUUAGCGAACACGAACGGCUACGACGUGAGGCUGUUCCUUCAUCGGGUGAAAAUGCUGCGGCUGAGGAUGCGGCGCCACAACUUGCUGAGCAAACGGCAAAUGUGAAUCACGCCGUGAAUACGCCAGUUGUGGUUGAUUCAAACGAUGAUGGAACAGUCGCCCAGGAACUGGAACUAGAGCAAAUGAGGAGUACAUUGGAAGAGGCGAUUGUGGAAACGCGCAGUACGUCUCUCGAAAAUCGACCGCGACUUCCCCGCUUAGCCCUAAGCAAGCAGAAUCGGGCUGUCGUGAGGGCUCUGAACCCAAUGCUGGUUACCUAUUUGGAAGCCAGCCGGGACCUUUGCGAUACGGACUCAAUUCUUUUUGGCGCCGCACUGGCAGUCUGCCGUAUUAUAGGUGCCAAACUUUCCACGGCUGGACGCGCUACUGGACAAAGUAGUGCUAUCCCAGCCUGGAGAAUAAGAAUUGAAGAACGUAUCGCAAAGGCUAGGGCCCUCAUCGGCAGACUGAUAUGCUUCAGGUCAGGCAAUACCAGGCCAAGGAUUGUGCGCACCGUCAGAAUGGCGUUUGCUGGGACAAAUGUUAGUUUGUCCCAGCCGGAUAUAAUGCAAAAACUGACGGAGCGCAUAGACGACCUGAAGCAAAGAAUAGCUGCUUGGGGAAAGCGGAUUCGGCGAUAUACCGAGAGGUCGACACGGUUCAACCAGAAUCGUCUCUUCCAGAGUGAUCAGAAGAGGCUCUAUAAAUCAUUGGAGCGACCAAUAGUAAGUGGAACGGGCCCUGCACCAAAUCAGGCCGACAUGGUCGCAUUCUGGCGCAGCCUGUGGUCAGAGCCCGUAAACCACAACGAGGGCCCUUGGACGGAAGUUGUGGUGAGUCAGUGUGCGAGUAUUACGCCCAUGGACCCCGUCAUCAUAACGCCGGAUGACGUAGCUGAGGCGGUCCGUAGGGCCCCGAACUGGAAAAGUCCGGGGCUUGACGGGCUGCAUCACUACUGCCUGAAGGGGUUCAUGGUGUGUCACUCUGUGCUCGCCCGACAGUUUCAAGAGGCUCUCAACCAGAAGUCGCUCCCAAGCCUCUUCACUACUGGGAUCACUCAUUUGGUUCCUAAAGAUCAGGGUGCCACAGACCCGAGCAAAUACCGCCCCAUCACGUGUUUCAUCCCUGAGAAACCUGGUAAUCUGAUUACGAUUAGAUGUGGUUUCUCGUAG
Messenger RNA from Parnassius apollo (apollo), 1626 nucleotides. NCBI's taxonomy places the organism in Eukaryota, Metazoa, Arthropoda, Insecta, Lepidoptera, Papilionidae. The record is from the annotation of a GenBank genome assembly.